AUGUUACUCGAUAUUACUGCGCAAUUAACAAGAGUUGUUCUGAUUUUAUUGGUAAUUUUUGGAACAAUAGGUAAUGUUUUGGAUUUAUUUAUAUUUACUCGUCAUAGAUUUUUGCAUUCAUCAUGUACAUUAUAUUUUAUUGCUGCUUCGAUUGACAAUAUUCUAGCCAUUUAUUUAGCAAUACUUAAUAGACUUCUUAUUGAUGGAUUCUCUAUUGAUGUUGGAUCUUUAUCACCAAUUAUAUGUAAAUUAAGAGUUUAUGUUGGUUAUAUGGUUUUAGCUUUAUCUCCUUAUUUUUUUAUAUUGGCUUGUUUUGAUCGAUAUUGUUCGAGUUCACCAUCAAUAAUACAUCGUUCUUGGAGUAAUAAAAAAACAGCAAAACGAUGUAUUUGUGGAGCAAUUAUUCUAGCUGCUAUUCUUUAUUUACAUAUGCCGAUAUUUUUUCAAAUUCAAUCAAAUGGAUCAAAUAUAAUUUGUUAUCCUCAACAAGGAAUUUAUGAUUCAUUUUGGAGAAUAUUUUAUUUAGUUAUCUAUUGUUUUUUUCCAUCAAUUUGUAUGAGCCUAUUAUGUUUACUUAUAGCGAUUAAUAUUCGUCAUCAAUCUCGUCAAAUUAGACCAGCACUAGCAAAUAUAGGCGAUCUUCAUCGACGUCUUGAUCGUAAUUUGAUUCGAAUAUUAUUUUCACAUUUUUUAACACAAACUUUAUGCAUAUUACCAUUUGCUAUUCUUAAUCUUCUAGGCAUGUUUGUUAAUAGAAAUGCAAUUAUAUAUGUGUUUUUUUCAAGAAGUUUUACACUUCCACUAUUUGCUAGUUAUACAACAAAUUUUUAUGUAAAUACAAUGUCAUCUCGAAUUUAUCGACGAGAAUUUAUGAAAUUAUUUUCAUUUUGUAAAUGGAAAAUAUUUAGAGAUAACCAAAAUAUAGGUCCAGUAUAA
Molecule: messenger RNA, 936 nt
Organism: Rotaria sp. Silwood2
Lineage: Eukaryota; Metazoa; Rotifera; Eurotatoria; Philodinida; Philodinidae
Source: the annotation of a GenBank genome assembly